AUGUUCACUAAGAUUAGAAAGUCUCUUUCAACGGGAGCGACGCUAGAGACCAAAGAAGUGGUAAGUUCGUCUAAUUCUUCAACGGGUUCUUUGUUAAUAGAAAAGACUUUUGUUCCAUUUGCAACACCACUGAGCGAGUCACAUAUUCCACCUCGGGUGGAACUUUCGGAGGAGGAAACCAAAAAGUACUUGGAAGUAUUUAGGCACUUCACUAACCCUGACUUGGUCAUAGACGCCUCGGAGAACGAUCAAAAACACGGGAAGAAAGUCAACUGUACACCUCUCACGGAUGACGAAAAGGCAUGGCUUACAAGAGAAUGUUUACUUAGAUAUUUAAGAGCAACCAAAUGGAUAGUUGCUGAUGCGAAGGAAAGAUUGGAAUUGAGUAUUGCCUGGAGAAGAGAGUUUGGUAUAAACAGAGCAUUCCCUAAAGAUAACACCGUCAACUUCGAAACAUGUUCCAUUGAAAAUGAAACCGGGAAGGAAGUGAUUCUAGGCUUUGAUAAUGAUGCUAGACCAUGUCUUUAUUUAAAGCCCGGAAGGCAAAACACAAAGACCUCUCAACGACAAGUAGAACAUAUGGUUCUUAUGUUGGAGACCGUUAUUGAUUAUAUGCCUUCCGGACAAGAUUCACUUGCAUUACUUAUUGAUUUCAAGGAACAUGAUGUCGGGAUUAAGAACUCAAAAAUUCCUCCAAUGGGUAUUGCCAAACAAGUGUUACAUAUUUUACAAACACAUUAUCCUGAGAGACUAGGUAAGGCACUCUUAACCAAUAUUCCUACCCUUGCGCGAGUGUUUCUAAAUCUUAUUUAUCCCUUCAUAGAUCCUUUGACCCGAGUCAAAUUGGUUUACGAUAGACCAUUUCCUGAGUUUGUACCUGCACAACAAUUGGAUUAUGAUUUUGGUGGAGACGUCAACUUUGAAUAUGACCAUGAAAAAUAUUGGCCCACAAUGAUAGAAAUAGCUACCAAGAAGAAGACCCACUAUAUGUCACGGUUCGAGAAGUUUGGAAAACGCAUCGGUCUUUCGGAAGUUGACUUAAGAAGCGAUAAUGAAGAAUUGGUAUAUCCACCACCAGCAUAA
This is a messenger RNA of Lizanozyma spartinae, 1083 nucleotides long. It is a transcript of the gene PDR16, whose product is annotated as phosphatidylinositol transporter. The coding region runs from base 1 to 1083 and encodes 360 amino acids. The transcript has a single exon. The record is from RefSeq and is a predicted model, not a curated record. Lineage: Eukaryota; Fungi; Ascomycota; Pichiomycetes; Serinales; Debaryomycetaceae. Gene Ontology annotation, molecular function: phosphatidylinositol transfer activity.